This is a messenger RNA of Cladophialophora carrionii CBS 160.54, 537 nucleotides long. RefSeq lists its product as uncharacterized. Lineage: Eukaryota; Fungi; Ascomycota; Eurotiomycetes; Chaetothyriales; Herpotrichiellaceae. The record is from RefSeq and is a predicted model, not a curated record. The transcript has 2 exons. Bases 1 to 537 code for a protein of 178 amino acids.
AUGACGGUGCGAGGAUACAUCGCGGUGGGCGACGACAUUCUUCAGAUCAAAAACGUCCUCAACGGACCUCAGAGGAGCUUCAUCCCGGUCACAGGGGGAUCCAUCAAGGGCGUGGGUCCAGCGGAAGGGCUUGAGGCAGAGAUCAGUCCGGCGUCGUCGGAUGGUGUCCUGACAAACCCUGCGUUCUGGCUGCUUAUCGGGUCGGGGUUGACACUAGUAUCUCAGAUGAAUCCCUCCACCAAUACGGCGCAUCUCAAUGUCCGGCUUGCGGCGCGCUCAUCGGCCGGAGCAGCCAUCUUUGUCCAAUACCAGGGCAUAUUGAAAGUCGACAAAGCUGGGGGCAAAGUCCUUUCUGGUGCACCAGAUGCCAAAUCCACAGAGUAUGGCGAGCAGGAAUGGUUCAUUUCACCGCUCAUUGAGACAAGCGACGAACGGUUGAAGUGGAUGGAGGAAUCGGUGUGGGUUGGACAGGGACACUGGAUUGUUGAUGGGAAAGGAAGUGCGGUCGAAUACCAGGUGUAUAGGCUAGCAAAUUGA